AAGAAGACGAAGCACAUGCUGCCCACAGGGUUCAGGAAGUUCCUGGUCCACAACGUCAAGGAGCUGGAGGUGCUCAUGAUGAGCAACAAGUCGUACUGUGCAGAGAUCGCUCACAACGUCUCUUCGAAGAACCGGAAGAUAAUCGUGGAGAGAGCUGCUCAGCUCGCCAUCAAGAUCACCAACCCCAACGCCAGACUGCGCAGCGAGGAGAACGAAUAAACCGGGUUCUGCAUCCGGGGUGUAUUUAAUAAAGUGUAAAAACAAACUG
Pterocles gutturalis (yellow-throated sandgrouse) is the source of this 268-nucleotide messenger RNA. RefSeq names its product ribosomal protein L32 (gene RPL32). Lineage: Eukaryota; Metazoa; Chordata; Aves; Pterocliformes; Pteroclidae. The annotation marks the transcript as partial. Gene Ontology annotation, biological process: translation. The transcript has 2 exons. Gene Ontology annotation, molecular function: structural constituent of ribosome. The record is from RefSeq and is a predicted model, not a curated record. Gene Ontology annotation, cellular component: ribosome; cytosolic large ribosomal subunit.